Molecule: messenger RNA, 4380 nt
Organism: Felis catus (domestic cat)
Lineage: Eukaryota; Metazoa; Chordata; Mammalia; Carnivora; Felidae
Product: nuclear pore-associated protein 1-like
Source: RefSeq, a predicted model, not a curated record
AUGAGUCCUGGGCAUGACUUGUCUAAUCACUCACAGAUCAUCAUCGUUGUCGUCAUCAUCAUCAUCAUCAUCAAUAUCAUCCUCUGGGAGGCGUCACAAGGGCCCGGCUCAGUCACUCAGGCUCAGUGCCUGAUUAACUAUGAAAGGAGUCAGAAGCUCAGGAGGCGCUCUCCAGCUUUUUUACUCCCAUCUCACAAUCAUUUGACGCACAACCAGCCCAAUAUGGGCAACCUGCUUUGUAAGUUUCGUUUCCCACCCCCUCGCCCUCCGAUGUCUGGCCGUGGUCGGCCCUUUCCCCCACCUUCUCCAGCCUUACCAGCUAGUUUAUACAUCCAGCCAAAGAGGCCAUACCCCAUCCUGCAGGCCGCAUGUACCCCUCUGGGGAUCCUUCCCUUGGUGAACUGGAGUAGCUCUCCGAAAAAACCUGUGCUGUCUGCUCAUAAUUCCAUGAUGUUUGGACACUCCAGAGCCAAAAGGAUCCCUCCUCUGGGGCGCAAAUUCACUCUCCCACAUUCACUAUCUGAGAAGGUAGAGGAAGCUGUGGAGCCGGUACCAUCCAGGCACCUCCCACUUUCUUGCCCAUAUGGGGUGGAGGAGAAGGUCCAAGAAGAUCCCAGAAAAAACAUGGAGGAUCUUGUAGAGACCGAAGAGCAGAAUGGUGGGAACAGGGUCCCCCAUAACGUUGGGGACAUACCAUUAAAAUCUAGUUCCCUGGAGACCAGUGGGCUUCUCAGUUCCUCACAGCGCAGCCCCACACCUUUGGACCUCCAUCCUAAUCCUCCAGGAGACAGUUUGAGGGAGAACACCCAGAAGUCUCUGAUGAACUGCUGCCCUGAAGGCCACGUAGUCACCUCCUCCCAUGGCCCAGCCGGAAAUGUCAUGCCUGACACAGAUGCUGCAGUGCUCAGCGACCCAACCCCAUGCUGCCCCUUACUGCAGGAGACAUCAACAAAGGAAGUGUCGGGUGAAAACCAUCAGCCUAUAGGGAACACAUCAUACCUAUCUAGGAAGGAGAUACAGGUUAAUGAGCCUUCAAGCAUCUCAUCAAGGAGCUCUUUUCCACCUGUAUCUGCCAGCAGUAGGCCCUGCAAACGGAAAACAUCCACAUCACAUUCUUGGCCACUGCCACCACCCCAGUUGUGAGGCCACGGCGAGUUGCCCCCACUUCCUAAGUUUCCUUGCAUAGCUAUUGACAAAAACCUGGACACCUUGAAGAAUACCAAAUGUCAGAGGAAAAAGAUCUUGGAAGACAAAAGAGAUCAAAGGAGACUGCUCAGACGCUCAGCCUGCCAUUCUUUAUCCCUACUUGCCCCAGAGACUGCUAACUCUCUGCUUUUGGCGAGUCACACUUUGCAAGUCCCUAUUCCUACUGAUGACUUGGCUGACCAAUCUGCCAAGUUUCCGAUUCCCUCUGUCCCUCCAUCUUUAACACCAAACAUUGGUCAGGAGACAGCACAGAUAGUUUCUAAAUCUUCUCCAGCUGUUCCUGCUGGUUUUGUUCCUCAUCUUAGUUCCAAUCUCAUUUGUGGAAUUCCUGUGAAGAAAGAAGGCCCUCUUCAGCCAGUCACUACUGUAACAUAUCUUAUUUCUGACAUCACCACACUUCCUAACACCUCAACCCCCUCCUUACAGCCACCCUCCUGCAACACAGAAUCCCCAGUGCCUAUGUGUGUAGAUUCCCCCCCGCCUCCUAUCCUACCCGCCCCUCUUCCAAGUCCUUCCACACAUAGCCCUGUUUCAAUUGUCCAGCCCAUCAGUUCUAAGACAGUUGCUUCUACCAUCGUAGCCAAUGCAUCUACAUCUACCUCCAAGCUUACUUCAGGUCCUGGUGUAUUCCACAUGGACACCACACCCCUUUCAAAGGCUGUUAUUUUCAGAUCUCCCCAACAAUCCGGAAUGGGAGCUCCUUCAUUUCCCCAGGGCCAUUGCAGUUUGAAGCAGAGGUGCCCUGCAAAAUCUCCAGUUUUCACCAGCCCACCUGGAGAUCAGAAGACAGCCCUUCUCGCCAGUGUUUCUGUUUCCACUAACUUGUCCCUUACGGAUUCUGGAGUCACCUCCACUCCAGUAGGCAAGCCCUCUACAAACUGCAACUCGGCCUGUAACUGUGAAGCCAUGGACACUACAUCACCAUCUCAGGCUUCCAUCUUCUGUUCGUCCCCUGAGCCCAGGGACAACCAUUUCCCACUUAACAUGGUGCUUUCUGGUUCUGAUAACACACCACCCAUGGCAGCACUGUGGUGGCCCAUGAUUCUAUCCAUUUACCUAAAAAGUCAUCCAUUGGACAGACCGCAAUUUGCAACCACUCUGACCCAGGAAUCACCUCUCAGCCUACAAUUGGGCAUCAUAAUGGGCAGCAGCCUGACAAUUCUCACCUGAUAGGAACACCAGUAGCCUCAACACAAGCUAUGGGCCCAACUGCUCUUGUAGCCUAGCCCCCCGGAGACAACACAGUGAAGGCAGGUUUGGCAGGUUCUGCAUCUAUUACUACUCUCAGGAUCCAGCUGGCCUCGAGUGACAAGCCAGGCAUUCUGCCCAUUGGUGUAUCUACCACAACAGGCUUUGGAGUUGCCACGGGGAUGCCCAGCACCAGGGAUGGUGGCUCACCGUUAGCUGACAGUACUUCAGGCCAACAUAUGUUUUCGGGACCUACAGCCCCUAUGGGCAGUGGUGUGUACAUCCCAGGCCCCACUCAUUCACAGGCAUCUGGAGCAUUCAACCUUGGGGCAGGACUGAACGGGGUACCAAGAACCAUUUCUGCUCCAACUUUAGGUCAGACAACCUGGAAUCGCUGUAGUGAUGGCAUGGCUGCUGCUGUAGGAGGAACAAAUACCAUCACAGUAUUUGGACAAAAUGCUAGUUCCACCUUGAAUCCAGGCACUUGGGGCCCACCCAUCCAAAACCCAGGUAGUGGAGCAGUGGGGCAGGGCUGCACUGUUCCCACAGGUGGAGACUCUACAGUCCCCACUACUCAUAAGUGCCCCGGGGGCUCAAUCUGACGGAGAAAACUUUCCUCAGGUAGAGGAGAUGCCACCAUGGAGAAGAAGACUAAGAGACCAGGCAGCUUCCCCCUUAAAUCUGAGCAGCAGGGGGCCAACCGUCAAAAACCCAGGUGAUGGAGUAGUGGGAGAGGGCCAUAGAGUUCCCGCAGGUGGAAGCCGUCUUGUUAUUGUUAGCCAGAAGUGCACCUGGAAGCCAUGUACACAAGAACUAAUUGCUUCGUGUGGAAGAGCCACUACCAAGCAGAAGACACGUGUAUCAAGAGGCGUGUGUGUUUACCCCUACAGAGCCCCUCGGACUUGCCUAGCCACACUGCCUCUGCGGCAGUUGCAAGUGGCAGCACCAGCUCUAUGCUUGGACCCACUUGUAGUUCCACCGUCCUUCCACGCAAAUGCAGUCCUCCCACCCAGCAUACAGAUGGUAUGCAUGGAGGGGACAACGUGAUUCCCAUGAAUCCCAUUCUGUGUGAAUGUAGAACCUAGUAGUUCUUCACAUCAGAAUAAUUGUGGCCGACCCAAUACAAACGCAGCAAGUGCCAUAGAGGAUGCAGACAGUAUCACAUCUGUGAUGGCAGGCCUCUAUGUCGGCACCCCCCAUAAUAACACUGGGAGCUCACUUACCCCUAACACAGGUGGUGCUCUGGGGAACAGCUCCAUGCCUGCUAUGACUGGAUACACUUAUGGUCCCUCAGCCACACAGAGCACAUGUACCCCCCAUCAGCACAGCGCUGGUGGUGCAAUGGGGGGUAGCACCAGGAAAUUUUAAACAGAACUUGGACUUGCCCUAGUCAGGUACUCCUCUGACUUUGGAAGAUCACUGUGUGUUUCCUGGUCAACUGGGCCUGUGCUCUGGGCAUGACUGGAGCACCUUCAUAACCUGACUAGGACUUCACCUACACAUUCCUUUCUUUUGUCAUGAAGAAGGACCUAAUAUUCCUCUGCAAAUUGGAUAUAACCAGAAAUUGACUUCUUUGCACCAGAAAGGGGCCCAACCCCUUUAAGUGAAACUUACACUGAUCUCUUCACACAGAAAGUGUGUACAUUGUGUGCAUACAUGUAUUUAUGUGUAUUUCUCUGCAUGUGCAUGUAUUGGAGGGCAAGGGGCACAUGAGCCCCAUUUAGAACUACAUCAGAAAGACACCAGAUUCAAGGAGUUCUAGUGGAGAAUGGAAGAAAGCUACAUAAAUCAUCAACCGUGCCAUCCCUGGCAUGACUGUGAACUUGGCUGACCCAAGCUCUGGACCAGUUUUCUCUGGUCUUGGAAUGGGCAGGAUACCACUGCUGCCUGUAGGGGCUCCCUUUACCCCUACCUAUUUGCCUCCAUGGGCCUUUAUCCUUCCCACAUUGUGUACUUAACGUACAUAAAACUUUGUUAUUAAUCUGU